AUGGCCGACCAAAACGCCGCCUCGACGCCCACCACCGUUCCCCACUUCGACCUCGCCCACCUCACCCCGCAAGAGCAAGCCUUCAUCGCCCAGCGCACGCCGUUACGCUUCCACACCUACACGCCCGUCGACACACCCUCGGCGACCGACCCACGCCCACACCUCGAGCCGUACCUGCCCCUCGGCUCCCCCACCUCCUCAUCAACCUCGACCCUCUCGCUCAUCCUCACCCCGCCCCGCCCAGAAGACGCCGGUGCCCUCGUCUCGACGCUCAACCACCCGCACGUCGCGCCGCAGCUCGUUGGGCCGCCGUACCCGUACUCGGACGAGCUCGCGCGCGAGUUCAUCCAGCUCAAACGCCGCGACACGCGAGCCGUCCUCGAGCGGCUUGCUGCGCGAGCUCGGCGCGAGCUGCGCAGAGACGGCUCGGGCGAGGAGGUGGACGCUGCGCCGGAGGAGCGGGACGGCGGCGAGCCCGACGACGAGGCGGCGCCGUGGCUCGACAAGCUCCCGCUGUGCGCGAUCCGCCGCGCCGACACGGGCGAGUACGUCGGCGACCUUGGCGUCCCCCGGUGGCAGUUCGAGGACGUCGGCGACGGCGAGGAGCGCGACAGGCUCGUGAGCGCCAACGAGGCCAAGACGGCGAGCGACCCGAGCGCGCUGUGGUCCUUCGGCUUCUACCUGCGACCGUCUUUCCACGGCCAGGGCAUCAUGGCGCACGUCCUGCGCUCCGUCCUCGACAGCUACCUCUUUUCCUACCUCGGCGUCGACGAGGUCCGCGGCUCGGCGUUCGCCGAUAACGUCGCGAGCAUCAAGACGCAGGAAAAGUGCGGCUUGCGGCGGUACGGCGGGUACGAGCACGCGGUGAGCGAGUCGAGGGGCGGCGGCGUCAGGAGCAUUGUCGUCCUCAAGGUGACGAGGGACGACUUUCAGCGACUGUGAGCGCUGUCCUGCAACUCUCGCACAUACUCUCUCUG
Molecule: messenger RNA, 977 nt
Organism: Rhodotorula graminis WP1
Lineage: Eukaryota; Fungi; Basidiomycota; Microbotryomycetes; Sporidiobolales; Sporidiobolaceae
Exons: 2
Coding region: 1-942 (313 amino acids)
Molecular function (GO): acyltransferase activity, transferring groups other than amino-acyl groups
Source: RefSeq, a predicted model, not a curated record